Gongylonema pulchrum is the source of this 324-nucleotide messenger RNA. The record is from the annotation of a GenBank genome assembly. Lineage: Eukaryota; Metazoa; Nematoda; Chromadorea; Rhabditida; Gongylonematidae.
AUGCAGACCCAUACUGAUGAGAAGCCGUUCAAAUGCGAUCAGUGUAGUUUAAGCUUCGGCCGAAAAGAGUACUUGCGAACACACAUGCGAACUCAUACUGGUGAGAAGCCGUUCAAAUGCGAUCACUGCAAUUCGAGUUUCGGGCAGAAAGGAAGCUUGCAAAGACACAUGCAGACUCAUACUGGUGAGAAGCCGUUCAAAUGCAAUCACUGUAAUUCGAGUUUCGGGCGGAAAGAAAACUUGCAAAGACACAUGAAGAUUCAUACUGGUGAGAAAACAAUUGUCGCGUUUGCAACAAAAAGAAGAAUGAACAAACUUCCUUAA